AUGGAAGCAGCCAAGAACAGCCAGAUUGGAGGUUGGAUUCUCGCAUUGACCGACUUUAAUUUGGCUAUUUCACAAGUACUGAAACAUUUUUCUCCAUUGGAUCGUAUUCAUCAGAGUGCGUUACAUCUAGAUGAUUUUGGAACACGUUUGAUCAACAGCAUCAUAGCUGCUAAUACUAAAGCCACUGUGGAUCCAGCAACAGUCACUGCAACUACAUCCACUGCAGAUGUGAAACGCCAAAAGAUAGCAUUGAUCCAGCGUGGUCCAGACGGAACAUUUUAUUUUUCAAAUGCUCAGCUAAAAGCAGUAACAAACGCUCUAGAAGGUGUAAAAUUGAACAAGGUGAAGAUUAUUCCCACUUCGGCUACGCCGCUCUCUGAUGUGCCUUGUCUAGGUCAGUCUUCAAAACUCGCCAUGAAAACUCGGGAUCAAAAGGCUAAAAAGAAAUCAAUUUUGGGGAUUCGUACUGCACCAGUCGAUUUCAAAGACUAUGGUGUCUUUUUCUCUUUUGCUCCCAUGUCAGAUUCAUCCAAGGCAUCCAUGUCCGCUGCUGAAUCAACACAGAUUAUCAAACCUGGUCGGCGUAUUGAAUGCACAUAUGAAGCUGCACCACUUGAUCCGCCUCCAUUGGACUCGCUUCCUGUUUUUAAUGGCGCCGAUUUAAAUUCCAAUGCAGCUGUACUCCCUACACUCAAUCCUUUAGAAGAGCUGAUUCUCACUGAUGAUGAGAUAUCUAGAUUAGAUGCACCUCAUCUGGCAGAUUUGAACAUGGAGGAUCUUACUAGAUUAUCACCUGAUAUUGAUUGGAAUACAAUCAUCUGUGCACUAAGUAAAGGUCAAGCGGAUGAUGCUGUUAUUAAUGACCAUACACCCACAGAACAAAUCUCUACUGCACAGCUACUUACAGAAAACGCUGAGCUGAUUCGAAAGUUGGCCGAUUUACAAAGUAUUCGAUAUCGAGACCAUAUUAAAGUGAUGCGUACCAAAGGCACAGCUGGAGCAGGGAAUAUGAAUCGUUUGGAACGUAGAUACGCUCAAGCACUUAAACGAAACCUACUUGUUCUUGCUAAACAGACAACCCCAUCAAAUCUUGCUACGCGUGAAAUGUUGGCUGAUGCCUGGUCAAUCGUUCAUUUAUAUGAUCCAGGAUUUUCUGGCACACUUCCUCAUCAUAAGCAGCAUGCCUAUGAAUCCAACCAAAUUGGUCGUGCAGCAUUUGCUGUGGAUGCGGCAUCCAUUCCUGUAACUCUUCAAAAAGACCAGUUUGCUCAUCAGCAACAACUCCAGCAAUAUCAUCAGCGCCAAUUUCAGAUCUUACAGCGUCAAGCACAACUGCAGCAAAUGCAACAGACUCCAACCAAUUCCAGAAACUCGCACGCAAAACUUGUCAAGCAACAGCUGUUGCAACAACAGCAACAGAUGCAACAGAUGGGACUCAUUGCUAUGGGACAGGGAAUGACUCCACAGCUAAAGCAACAACAACAAUUUCAACAGUCUCUUCAACAACAGCAGUUACAAUUAAUGAUGCAGGCACAGCAACAGUUUAUGCAGUCACCACAGAACCUGCAAGGACGCCAGGCACAAUUACAACUGCAGUUACAGGCUCAAGCCCAUGCAGCUGCAGCACGUCUGAAAACUCAGUAA
This is a messenger RNA of Batrachochytrium dendrobatidis JAM81, 1644 nucleotides long. RefSeq lists its product as uncharacterized. Bases 1 to 1644 code for a protein of 547 amino acids. The record is from RefSeq and is a predicted model, not a curated record. NCBI's taxonomy places the organism in Eukaryota, Fungi, Chytridiomycota, Chytridiomycetes, Rhizophydiales. The transcript has 7 exons.